AUGAAAUCGAAGUUCUUACCUAUUGUAUCUACCAUUGUUUUAGGCUGUUUUUAUUAUAGUCUCUAUCGCUUUUAUAAAUGGAUUAUUGAUGAGAGUGAUAAGGAAGAAAUAAAGAGUAUGGAGGAAGAGAAUAGCGAACAGUCGAAUAACGAAACGAAGAAGCCUGAUGCAUUAGAAGAGUCGGAUGAUCUGGUGGAUGAUCAGAUAACCAUUCAAACGCUGAUUUCGGAAGAUCCUUUGUAUAAUAACUUCAAGUUUAAUGAGAUCCGCUCUGUAAUGAAAGCUCUAACUCUUGAAGAUUUUAAGGAUGUAUUCAAGCAGUUGGACAUUACUGACGAUGCUAUUGUGAAUAACAUGUUCCGCGUGUGGGAUUACGAUCAGGAUGGAUAUGUCAGUAUUCGUGACUUUGUCCACACUUUCGCUUACGCUCUUCGCAGCACCGAAAAGAAUCACCUGAUGUACAUUUUCGAUAGCUGCGAUCUCAAUAACGACGGCGUGCUAUCGACCGAAGAGGUCCAGAAAUGCAUCUAUUUCGUCCUGAAAAUGGAUCCUUCUGUGGAGCCGGAGAUGCUCGAAGAGCUGACCAUUCAGCAUACGCGCAAUGUGGGAAUGAAUUCGAGGUUGAAUGUUGUGUUCGAGCAGCUGCACAUCGAUAUGAUGCGCGGAAUCAGUCGGGAAGUUUUCCUGUCGAAAGGACAGUUCCUGCGAGAGAAUCUCAAUAUCAUGUCGAUCUUUGGAUUGUCGCUGGUGGAAGGAUUGUCGUCGGAGGCGGAGACGGAAGCGAAGGAGUGA
Messenger RNA from Blastocystis hominis, 792 nucleotides. RefSeq lists its product as hypothetical. NCBI's taxonomy places the organism in Eukaryota, Bigyra, Opalinata, Blastocystidae. Gene Ontology annotation, molecular function: calcium ion binding. The record is from RefSeq and is a predicted model, not a curated record.